This is a messenger RNA of Knipowitschia caucasica, 234 nucleotides long. The record is from the annotation of a GenBank genome assembly. NCBI's taxonomy places the organism in Eukaryota, Metazoa, Chordata, Actinopteri, Gobiiformes, Gobiidae.
AUGGAGGAGGAGAUGGAGGAGGUGAUGGAGGAGAUGGAGGUGAUGGAGGAGGUGAUGGAGGAGGUGAUGGAGGAGGAGAUGGAGGAGGUGAUGGAGGAGGAGAUGGAGGAGGUGAUGGAGGAGGUGAUGGAGGAGGUGAUGGAGGAGGUGAUGGAGGAGAUGAUGGAGGAGAUGAUGGAGGAGGAGAUGGAGGAGGACCUGAUUCUGUUUGAUUUCUGUGUCCAAAAAGGCUAA